CUCCCAUAAAAACAACAUGGCGAGAGGAAGAACGAAGCAAAGUGUGUAAAAACAGCAGUUAAAACCACCUCAAACACUCUUAAGAGUGUUAGUGUUAGUUAUCAGUAUGCAGAAGGCUCCAAUASCUCCACCAAGAACCAAACAAAAAGUGGUAUAUAGUGGUUGGCUGCGUAAACAAGGUGGUGGAUUUAGAACAGUUAGAACACGAUGGUUUGAGAUAAAAGGUGAUCAACUCUAUUACUACAAGGAUAGAAAGGAACCCAAAUCUCCCCUGGGUAUUGUGCCGUUAGCAGGCAAUGAAGUCAUUAGGUUUCCCCUUGAUCCUAAUGAUCCUGGAAAGUACAAGUUUGAGAUUAUAUCUGGCAAGGAUAAAGCAGGGCGUAAUGUAACUGAGGGUCAUGAAACGUUUGUAUUGAUUGCAUCCACAAUGCAAGAAAUGGACUCCUGGAUCAGUGUCAUAAAUCGUAUUAUAUACCAGCCAUUUGGUGGAGGAAUGUUUGGAGGUGACUUGGCUGAAACCAUCAAGUAUGAAGCAAGAAAAGGUGGAGGUUUUGUACCAAUUAUUGUGGACAUCUGCAUGAAGUAUAUAAGAGAAAAUGGUCUUGAUGAAGAAGGUCUUUUCAGGCUUCCCGGUAACAUGAAGAUCAUUACAGAAUUGAAAGCAGCAUUUAACAGAGGUGAAAACCCAGAUAUUUCUGAUCGAGAUAUUCACACAGUAGCCUCACUUCUCAAGCUGUAUCUAAGAGAACUAAGUGAACCUGUCAUCCCUUAUGACUUUUUUGAAGUCUUUCUUACUGCUGCUAAAUGCUAUGAAAUGUAUGAAAUUGAUGGCAUAAUAUCCAUCCAGAAACAUCUGCAACAGCUACCCAAAGCUAACUAUAACCUUCUUAAAAUGUUGUGUCGUUUCCUGUUUGAGGUACAAGAACAUUCUGACGAGAACAAAAUGGACACUCGUAAUGUUGCUAUGGUAUUUGGUCCAAAUAUUCUGAGAUCAGGGUCAGAAGACCCACAGGUUAUGAUGGAGAGUACUGGACAAGUUACUGCACUUAUUUGCAUACUGAUACGUCAACACGAACUCUUCUUUCCUCCUAGUGACGACGAACAUACAUACAGUCGACCUMCUGUGAUGCCAGAUAGAGAAUCCAAACUUCUAAUAGACUUUAGUAGUGAGUCACCUGUCAUGCAGCGGGCCUCCGCUCCAGGAGCAUCACCAUCGGGGAAUUUUAAUGUGACAGAAAAUGAAUUAUUUCAGGAAGCAAUAAGCAAUGGCCCUGCAGAAGAAGAAGAUCUUAAGACUCAAGUUGAAGAAAUGGAGAAUGAGAUGGAGCUGCAACAGCAACAAAUAAAAGAGUUACAAAUGGAUUUAGAAAAACAAAGAAAAGUACAAGAAAUGCUGUUAAUUCGCCUGUCAGACGAACAACGAGCAAGGGUUGCAGCAGAAGACAGAAUAGCUAAACUCAAUGAAGCAAUGGAUGAAUUCAUUGUUCAGAAUGGAGGUUUUGGGUUUGGGCAAGGACAUUAGCAAUUGCAUUAUGCAUAAAUCCAUCCCUUUACUCUGGGUAUGACUAUUCAUGAUAUAAUACAUCAUAUGUAGCUAUCUAUAGUUUAUCUUAACAAAAAAACAAAGAGGUUUAAAGCCUGAGAAAAUAUGAAUGGAACCUCUCCUAGUAAGAGACCAUGGAAGACCAUGAAGUUGGCUAUCUGGCUUAGUACAAAAUUUCCUAUGCUUCAUAAUCUAUUCUAAUCUUGUGAUGCAGUUAACAAUAUUUUUGGAAAAGAAAAAAAACAAGUUUUACUGCAACACAAGGAAUCCAUCAAGACUGUCCAGAUAAUUGUCAACAAGUGGUUAAUUUAAGCAGGUUAAUAAAUGUAUUUUUAUUCCAAUUCAAUAUUUUUGUUACUUAGACAGCCAUAAAUGGAUAUGAAUAUUUUUGUACAAUACGUAACAAAAUAGUUCAGGUUAUACAACACCAGAGGCAGAUAUCAGAGACAAUAGUGAUAAAACUUAAAAAAGUAGCAAAAAGAUGAUCUUAUUUCAAAGAUUUGUACAGACUUGGUGAUUUGUAUAUUGAGAGUAUGAUCCUGGUUUGUUUUCAUAAUUUUUCAAGAACUUUACUAAUUAGAAAUCCAACAGAUUUAACCAACUCUAAAGGCCAAUUUACAUUGUAUGAUUUUUCCUCACAACUGCCGUAUGCAACAUGUUAACGACAUAACUGCUUCAUGUAGAUGACUGUGACAAUGCAAUUUGCUUAUGCUAUACAUGUACACGGCAGCUAAAACUUGGCAUAAGCAUGUUUGGCACAAUAGUUGUGAGGGAAAAUUGUACCGUAUGAUGUAAAUCAGCCUUAAUAGAUAUUACAAAACUGAGUUAAGGUUAUCCACCACAAGUAGAUGAAACAAAGAACRCUAGUACUCAUUGUUUGUCCUUGGUAGUGGUUGAAUCAAACUGUGAAAUCUGACUUAUGAAAUUUAGUAUAAAAUAUGGAACUUCCUAACAAGCAAAAUUUUAAUUUAAUGCUAUUUGUUUUGAUCAUCAAAUCAUGUUAUUAAUAAUAAUAAUUGAUAAUAGAUUAUUCUACACCUUGACAAAUGAUUGAUAUCUUUUGUAAGAAGCAAAUGAAUGGUAUACGUAAGUUAUGUUACUAUAGAUAUUCCUUACUAAUUACUGUAUUGUUGUUGGUCGUUUCUUUUGCCACCCUAUUUAAUAAUACCAUUGAAUACAAACAAACAUGACUUUGAAAUAAAUUAUCAAGUAGUUAUUA
This is a messenger RNA of Actinia tenebrosa (Australian red waratah sea anemone), 2762 nucleotides long. RefSeq names its product rho GTPase-activating protein 24. Lineage: Eukaryota; Metazoa; Cnidaria; Anthozoa; Actiniaria; Actiniidae. The record is from RefSeq and is a predicted model, not a curated record. Gene Ontology annotation, biological process: activation of GTPase activity; signal transduction. Gene Ontology annotation, molecular function: GTPase activator activity.